Molecule: messenger RNA, 1743 nt
Organism: Callorhinchus milii (elephant shark)
Lineage: Eukaryota; Metazoa; Chordata; Chondrichthyes; Chimaeriformes; Callorhinchidae
Product: ras-related protein Rab-39A-like
Exons: 2
Coding region: 53-697 (214 amino acids)
Molecular function (GO): GTPase activity; GTP binding
Source: RefSeq, a predicted model, not a curated record
CUUGUGUUGUGAUUGCUGUUACAUUUUCUGAGGAAGCUUAAACUUUCGAGUAAUGGGACAGAGUGGCUCGAGGGAGUCUGCAGAUCUGAGGCAUAGACUAAGACGAGGGAGCCUGAAAAAGUUUAUAUGGCAGUUUCGUGUUGUUUUGGUGGGUGACUCUGCAGUGGGUAAAACCUCUAUUGUUCUGCGGUUGACCGAAGGGACUUUCUGUGAGAUCCUACAGAAAACCAUCGGCGUAGACUACUACAUUUACAUCCUGGAAGCCAUGCCGACGGUCAGAGUGAAGCUUCAAGUGUGGGAUACUGCAGGCGAAAAAGAAUACAGGACCAUCACCCAGUCCCAUCUGCAGACCAUGCUGGGUGGGCUGCUGGUGUUCGACCUGACCAGGCGCCGGACUCUGGACUACAUCAGGAACUGGCUGAACGAGGCCAGCGAGGCCCUGGAGCUGAGCCACCGCAACUUCAUCCUCGUCGGCAACAAGAGCGACCUGUCGGCCGAGCGGCAAGUCCCCCGAGAGGAGGCGGAGCUCGCCGCGGCCGAGAUGGGGCUGCGUUAUGCUGAGACAUCGGCCAAGGAGGACGAGAAUAUCCAGGACGUCUUCCUGAUUCUGGCGUCCUCCAUAGCCGAAGUGACGGAGGUCAAGGGAGGGAUCCGCGGAUUGCCUGAGAUGAUCCGCCCGGUAUUUUUUACGCAAUGAACCUUCGGCUUGAAACUUUUUUGCUGGGGGGAGAGAGAGAGGAAGAGAAACGGGAAUUCUUCUGGGAUCGAUAAUGUAACGCAACUUCGGUUGUAAUUGACAAGUUUUGGUGAAAGAGGGGAUGGAGGGAGAGAGAAAGAGAGAGAUAGAGAGGGUGGAAUAAGUUCUAUCUGUUUGUAGCGGAUGCUUCACUGAAUUGGGAGUCAGCAGAACCGAAUUGUGUGUUCCCAGCCAAUCCGUUAAUUCGGAUUUGCGGCAAAGGUGAUGUUUACAUUCAGUAUUUUGCUAAUCAAGGCAGAAAUCCGGAGCGAGUUGUACUGUAUUCCCACCAGACCCCACCACCCAUCCACUGAUCCAUUUCCACCUGCACUGCAUGGAAGCAUUUAAGUCCAGCUUCUAAUGCAAAGAUGUGGGGGAAGCACAAUAAUUUGUGGAUUGGGUCAAGGUGAUCUGAUCUGCAUUCACCAGGUAUUGUCCUGACAUAACAUACAAGUGUAGUGCAAGGUCCACUUUUGUACUAAUGUACGCAAUGCCCGAGAGCAGAAAUUUGCAGGGAUUUAGAUGUGUGCACUGGUAAAGUUGGUAAGGCUGAGGUUUUAUCCUCCAAUGUUUUAUGCUCGUUCACAAGAUGCAGCAUAUAAGACACUCCGGAUUCGUUAUAAAGUGGUGGUCUGAGGAGUUACUACUAAAUGGGUUUUAUGUCAACUGUAGAGCAUCCAAUCUGGACGUCAGAGAGCAGGUUAAUGUCCCCAUUGCUGGGUUGAGCCAGAGUGAGAACCCCCAAACUCUGCACAAGGAAAUAAAGCAGCCAAACACUGGGGUAAUGCCACCCUAAUGUGGGUCAGUUUCCCAGUCAAUUCACACAGAUUACACUUUGCACUUGUGUCCGAUAUCAAACCCACCCUUCACUGUGCACGUCUCGAACACACCAAUUGGGCUAAGAUCCAUCACUAGGCUAUAUCUAACGAUUCGUAUCUGACUUUUGAGCACUGUUUUAUGGAUAGUGGCGAUUAAAUAUUUUCUUAUAUUUGCUCGAACAUUUUUAA